Messenger RNA from Bombina bombina (fire-bellied toad), 1769 nucleotides. RefSeq names its product Cbp/p300 interacting transactivator with Glu/Asp rich carboxy-terminal domain 2 (gene CITED2). Gene Ontology annotation, cellular component: nucleus. Lineage: Eukaryota; Metazoa; Chordata; Amphibia; Anura; Bombinatoridae. Gene Ontology annotation, biological process: sex determination; regulation of DNA-templated transcription; left/right pattern formation. The record is from RefSeq and is a predicted model, not a curated record. Bases 274 to 966 code for a protein of 230 amino acids. The transcript has 2 exons.
GGUUUUACUUCUGGUUUGCCUGCUAGGCUUUUUUUUUCAUUUGCUCCUCCCUUCUUCUGCAAUCCUAUAUUAACAAGCUGGGAAGAAGAAACACAGUUCAUUGUUGGCAAGUACCGAUGCCUCUAGCUGAAGAGUUAGGAAAUCUACAGCUCUGCAGCAAGCUCACAUUACAGGGUCACCCGCAAGAGUACAAAGGGGAAAUCAGCUAUAUGCUGGGAUCUACUCCCUGAUCCUCUUCACUCAGCGUUUUGGGAUCAAUCGCAAGGGUGUGUAAUGGCAGACCACAUGAUGGCAAUGAAUCAUGGCAGAUUCCCAGAUGGAACAAAUGGACUUCACCACCCUGCUCAUCGUAUGGGAAUGGGUCAGUUUCCUGGUCCUCACCACCAUCAGCAGCAACAACCGCACAAUUUUAACAAUCUAAUGGGAGAGCAUAUGCACUAUGGAGCAGGGAAUAUGAACUCUAACAAUGGGAUCCGACACACUAUGGUGGCUGGAAAUGUAAACGGUGGGCAUCCUAAUAGCAGCAUGACACAGGCUGCACGAUUUACCAAUUCACAAUUUAUGGGACCCCCUGUAACAAACCAAGGAGCUCAGUUGACGGCUAGCAUGCAGUUACAGAAGCUGAACAAUCAGUAUUUUACACAUCAUCCAUACCCACAUAACCACUACAUGCCGGACUUGCAUCCUGCAAAUCAUCAGAUAAAUGGUACAAACCAGCAUUUCAGAGACUGCAAUCCAAAGCACAGCACUGGCAUGUCUCCUUCAGUCAGCCAUGUCCCUGCAGCGAUGCUGCCUCCUAGUGUCAUAGAUACUGACUUCAUAGACGAGGAAGUCCUAAUGUCCUUGGUGAUAGAAAUGGGUUUGGAUCGUAUCAAAGAACUACCAGAGCUCUGGCUGGGACAGAAUGAGUUUGAUUUUAUGACAGACUUUGUAUGCAAACAGCAGCCAAACAGAGUAAGCUGUUAAACCUGCCUCGAGGAAGAGACCACAAAAGACUUAAAACAUUCCUUUAUGGACAAGAAUCUUGCUUCCAGAGUCCACUAUUAAUCUGUACAGAAUUGUUUCUCUCCCUUCAUUAUCCUAACUCCUUGGUAAUUGAGCCACUUUUCUUCCUGUUGUAGGUUAUUUCAGCAUAUAUAUUUUUUAUAUAUAGCUAUAUAUAUCUCCUUUUAGCAAACAGUCUCAAAUCUCCUGUUUUUAAGGUGUUUUUUGACCUGUCAAAUUUCAUGGGUUUUUGAUUUGCUGGACUGCAUCAACAUAACGAGAAACUGUUGAUUGCAUGGACCUUACAAGCAAUUAUUACUGCACUAAUGCUGCCAUGUUGCUUCAUUUAAUCUAUGCAUUGUUGUGCGUCGUUAUAAUUUUUUUCUUUUUUUUUUUUUUUUUUUCUUUUUCUCCUGUGUAUGCUAAACUGGAAGUUUAUCAAAUGUGGGCGAAGCCUUGCUGGAUCAGGAAAUGUCCUACUGUUUUUAUUUAAUUUUUUUUCUUCAUAUUUCACCCUUUAAUGUACAGAAAAUAUGGGUGGAAUGUAAUCAGUGGAAAACAUUUCACAAAUUUAUUAUAUAUAUAUAUAUAUAUAUUUUUUUUUUAUGUUUGACACUGUGCUAAUAUAGUUAAUUUAGUCCAUGAGAGAAUACUACUGUGUUGAAAGCUUUUUAGGAAAUUUUGACAGUAUUUUUGUAUAAAACCUUUUUUUGAGAAAAUACUUGUUAAUUUAUUCUCUUUUAAUUUGCCAAUGUCAAUAAAGAGCUGCAAAGUGCACUAUUCCA